Echinops telfairi (small Madagascar hedgehog) is the source of this 4970-nucleotide messenger RNA. It is a transcript of the gene HFM1, whose product is annotated as helicase for meiosis 1. The coding region runs from base 77 to 4573 and encodes 1498 amino acids. The record is from RefSeq and is a predicted model, not a curated record. Gene Ontology annotation, molecular function: nucleic acid binding; ATP binding. The transcript has 40 exons. NCBI's taxonomy places the organism in Eukaryota, Metazoa, Chordata, Mammalia, Afrosoricida, Tenrecidae.
CCGAAGUGGCUGCGAGGUUCGGCGGGAGGUGGGGCGUGAACUCGCCACACCGGAGCCAGCGCCGAGAGCUUCAGCAAUGCUGAAAUCAAAUGACAGCAUGUUUUCUUUGGAGACUUUGUUUUUUGAAAAACCAAAGGAAACUGGAAAAUAUCCAGACAAUGAAAAAUCAGAUUGGUUUCUCCCACCUGCCCCACUGAUUUCAGAAAUUCCAGAUACUCAGAUGUUAGAGGAAGAAAUAGAAAGUUAUACAGUAUUCGAUCAGGAAAGGAAGUCAAAAAAGUUAGCAUCUACUAUAAAGAUAACUAAUGAAGAAACACAUUAUAUUUCACCAAUGCAAAAUUUCCAAUUCGUCUUCUCUAACAAAUAUGAAGGAGAUAAUCUAAAUGUAGGAGGGGCCAAUAACAGUGACUCAUCACACUUUACUGGCAAGCUGACAUAUGGUUCUUCACAGAAAUACAAAAAUUGCAGUGGAACUGAAAUAACGCUUGAGAAAAAUGUCCCUGAUGACACAAUAGUAACGAAUUUUUCAGAGGAUAAAGGAGAGAGCAUAGCAGCAUUCCAAAAAAGCUUAUUUAAAACAACUGAUAACACACAUGGGAAUGCAAAUUCAGAUUCUCACAUUAACUCAGUGAACACUGUGCAAACGGAAGUGAACAAAGGAAAAUCUUGGAACUGUAGCAACAGUAAGCAGAAACAUCAGUAUUCCGACUUCAACCUGUUCAAAGCAAGUGAUGCUUUUGCUGCGUCUGAAAUCAGAGAAGGCGUAUUCAAAGUACCAUCUUUUCAAGCUGCAUCUCGGUCUCAUAAUAUUCAAGGGGUGACUGAAAAAGAUUUUGGUUCCUUGAAGCCUGUCACAGAAAUCCCGGCAAAGUUUAGAAGUAUUUUCAGAGAAUUCCCAUAUUUCAACUACAUACAGUCCAAGGCCUUAGAUGAUCUUCUUUACACAGAUAGGAAUUUUGUGAUUUGUGCACCGACUGGUUCUGGGAAAACUGUGAUGUUUGAAUUGGCUAUAACAAGAUUGCUGAUGGAAGUGCCAUUGCCAUGGUUGAACAUUAAAAUUGUUUACAUGGCACCAAUAAAAGCUCUGUGCAGUCAGCGUUUUGAUGCCUGGAAAGAAAAAUUUGGAGUAAUAGGUUUGAAUUGUAAAGAACUCACUGGUGAUACCGCCAUGGAUGAUCUAUUUGAGAUUCAGAAUGCCCAUAUUAUUAUGACAACUCCAGAAAAAUGGGAUAGUAUGACUAGGAAAUGGAGAGACAACUCUUUGGUCCAACUGGUUCGUCUGUUUCUAAUUGAUGAGGUACAUAUUGUAAAAGAUGAGAAUCGUGGUCCUACUCUUGAAGUUGUAGUAAGCAGAAUGAAAACUGUACAGUCUUUUUCUCAGACUUCAGACAGUGAAGUUAUUCCAAUGAGAUUUGUAGCUGUAUCUGCAACGAUUCCAAAUGCUGAAGAUAUUGCAGAAUGGCUUUCAGAUGGUAAGAGACCUGCUAUCUGUCUGAAAAUGGAUGAGAGCCACAGGCCAGUGAAACUUCGAAAAGUGGUCCUUGGAUUUCCCUGCAGUAGUAACCAAACUGAGUUUAAGUUUGAUCUGACCCUCAAUUACAAAAUCGCCAGUGUUAUACAAACGUACUCUGAUCAGAAGCCCACACUUGUGUUUUGUGCAACAAGGAAAGGUGUGCAACAAGCUGCUUCUGUUCUUUUGAAAGAUGCUAAAUUCAUUAUGAAUAUGGAACAGAAACAAAGGUUACAGAAGUGUGCAGCUUCUAUAAGAGAUUCAAAACUGAGAGAAAUAUUAAUACAUGGUAUUGCUUAUCAUCAUGCUGGCAUGGAGCUGCCAGAUAGAAAAAUAGUUGAGGGAGCUUUCGCCAUUGGAGAUCUACCAGUUCUUUUUACUACCAGUACAUUAGCUAUGGGAGUAAAUUUGCCUGCUCAUCUAGUAAUUAUCAAAUCAACAAUGCAUUAUGUUGGAGGAAUGUUUGAAGAGUACAGUGAAACAGAUGUUCUACAGAUGAUUGGUAGAGCUGGUCGACCUCAAUUUGAUAGUACAGCUACUGCAGUUAUUAUGACUCGAUUAAGUACCAGAGAGAAGUACAUUCAGAUGUUAGAUUGUAGUGAUACUGUAGAAAGCAGUUUGCAUAAACAUCUCAUUGAACAUUUAAAUGCAGAGAUAGUAUUGCACACCAUCACAGAUGUGAACAUUGCUUUGGAAUGGAUACGCUCAACCUUGCUUUAUAUCAGAGCCUUGAAAAAUCCAUCUCAUUAUGGUUUUGCUUGUGGAUUGACCAAAGAUGGUAUUGAAGAAAAAUUGCAAGAGUUAUGUUUGAAGAAUCUAAAUGAUCUAUCAUCUCUAAAUUUGAUAAAGAUGGAUGAAGAUGUUAAUUUCUUCAAACCAACUGAGAUAGGAAGAUUGAUGGCUUUGUAUUAUAUUACAUAUGAGACAGUGAAGAAAUGUUGUACAAUCAGUGGAACAGAAACUUUAUCAGAUCUGGUCAUAAUGAUAGCCAGCUGCAAGGAAUUUUCAGAUGUCCAGUUAAGGAUAAAUGAAAAGAAAACAUUGAAUACUUUGAACAAAGAUCCAAAUCGGGUAACUAUCAGAUUUCCAAUGGAAGGAAAAAUUAAAACUAGAGAAAUGAAAAUAAAUUGUCUUAUUCAGGCUCACCUAGGAUGCAUUCCCAUACAGGAUUUUGCUUUGACACAAGAUACAGCAAAGAUCUUCAGAAAUGGCUCACGGAUUACAAGAUGGUUGUCAGAUUUUGUGGCUGCUCAAAAGAAUAAUUUUGCUGUACUCUUGAACAGUUUGAUUUUAGCUAAAUGUUUUAGGUGUAAACUUUGGGAAAAUUCUCUGCAUGUAUCCAAACAGCUGGAGAAAAUUGGUAUAUCAUUGUCAAAUGCAAUGGUAAAUGCAGGUUUAACUUCUUUUAAAAAAAUAGAAGGAACAGAUGCAAGGGAACUUGAACUGAUUUUAAAUAGGCACCCCCCUUUUGGGACCCAGAUAAAAGAAACUGUGAUGCAUCUACCAAAAUAUGAACUUGAAGUAGAACAGGUUACAAGAUAUAGUGAUACGAUGGGAGAAAUAUUAGUAACCAUCAUUUUAAGAAACUUUGAACAGCUACAAACUAAAAGAACAGCAUCAGAUUCUCACUAUGUUACCUUAAUAAUAGGUGAUGCAGAUAAUCAAGUGGUUUUUAAGCAUAAAAUUAUGGAUUCUGUUUUGCUAAAAGACGGAAAUUGGACUAAAAAGAUUGAUGUGAAGAGAACACUUAAAUCUGAAGAUCUUAGCAUAAAUCUAAUUAGUUCUGAAUAUGUUGGACUUGAUAUUCAGAAAACAUUUACAGUAUUUUACUUAGGACCUAAGAGGUUUGAAAAUGAAGUAAUUAUGCAUAGAAAAUCAGAAAUAGAGAUUUCUCAUUCUAAACAUACAGAUAAAUCUGUAGCAGGAGCCGAUAAAGGGAUGACAGCCCGCAAAAAACUAGGAAACCGGGAGUGUAAUCAUCACUGUAAAAAUAAGCGUGCAUGUGGACAUGAUUGCUGUAAAAUUGGAGUUGCACUGAAGUCAGGAAUUAAAGAGCCAACAAUUUCUUUAUACUUGUCCGAUUUAAGAAACAGGAAUGCUGUUUCAUCUCUUCCUCCAGUUAAGCGUCUCAAGAUGCAGAUGAAUAAAACUCAAAGUCUGGACCUUAAAGAAUUUGGCUUUACUCCAAAAUCUUCCCUUCUGAAUGUAUCAAGAUCAGAAUAUUCAAACAUACAUGAAUUGCCUAUAAUGGAGCAAUGGGAGCAGCAUGAAAUUUGUGGAAAAUAUCACCAAGAACCAUCUAAAUCUCAAAACACAGAUUUUUCUAGCUGGACCCAUACUACAACUUCAAAUGAGAAGGCCCCUCAAACAAUGCUAUUAAACAGAAAUUUUGCAUCUAGAAACCAAAAUUUGACAGAUGCAACUAAAAGCAACUCCUCGUUUCCAGAAGAUUUGAAUGUUAACUUUGAAUUGGGAAAUGAAGUUUGGGAUGAUUUUGAUGAUGAAUGUUUAAUAGAAGUGACUAACUUUUUAACUGAAACCGAUAAGACAAAAACAACGGGAUUUGGAAACACUUUGAGUUCAAGCACCAGGGGACACAAGCUAACCUUCCAAGAAUCAAAGACCCAAUUCAAAAGAGAAAUGUCAAAAAGUGGUAGCCAGGCACCAGCUGGUUCUUCCAGUCUCCUGCUAGAAGAGGCCAUUAGUCCUGUGAAUGAAUUUCUUCCCUCUGUUUCAUCACACGAGGAACCAGAUCUUUAUUUAUCAAAUUCUACUAUUUCCAAGUUCAGUGCAUCCUCUACGACGAAAUUACCUCAACAAGCUGAAACUACAAAUAUUGUUUAUUUACAAGAAAAGGAACAACAAAGUCUUUCACCAGAGAUUAAAAAGUUAUACUUCCCAUACCCUGAAGAGAAAUUAAAUUAUUCAACUUCUGCCCCUGAACUGGACUUUUUUAUUAGAAAAAAUGAAUGUAAAAAGGAGAUUGAUUUCAGUAGGUAUCAUUCUGAUGAUGCAGCUGAUGACACGAAGUCUUUCCUGGGAAUAUUUGAUGGCAUUUUCUAAAACAAUCAAAUUUCAAAAGAUAAAGUAUAAACAAAACUGAUCACGAAAGCAGGCUUUUUAUUUUUAAAGUAGUUCAUUAUGUUUAAUUUUUUUCUCUUGCAUUUGAUCAGUUUUGUCAACAUUUUUACCACAAGAUAUUUGAAUAAAUUUAUUUUUCCACUGUAACUUCUGAAAAAUCACUUUCGCAAUUUUAAGCUGAUAAUUAUUUGGCUAUUCAUUAGAUUUUGAUGGGAACUAAUUUAAAAACUCAUUUUAUAUUUCAUAACAAGAAAAGAAGUGGGUCUAUUUAUUGUUCUGAUGUCUUUUGUUUUACUAAUGGUAUUUAAGAUUCCAACAGCUUAUUGAAACUCUUCUAAUAUAACUUUGAACAGCAAUAAAUAAAGAAUGUCUUCAUAUA